Carya illinoinensis is the source of this 1349-nucleotide messenger RNA. RefSeq names its product F-box protein PP2-A15. The transcript is spliced from 3 exons. Gene Ontology annotation, molecular function: protein binding. Lineage: Eukaryota; Viridiplantae; Streptophyta; Magnoliopsida; Fagales; Juglandaceae. The coding region runs from base 234 to 1109 and encodes 291 amino acids. The record is from RefSeq and is a predicted model, not a curated record.
CAUCAUCUCACGAGUCCUGACCCACAACAUUUUCCCGGAAAAUACGAGGGAAAAUCGACUUACAGAAUCCCAGCCAAUACUCACUUUUGUACUAACCAGACGGUUUAAGUUAAUCCCACUCUUGGAACAGACACGUAAACAGCCUACUACCUUUUUCUCUGUACGAAAUCCUCCUCGUCUUUACCAUCUGCCAUGACUAAGUAAGCGCAUAAGUAAGCGAGUAAAGCUCGAAGAUGGGGGCGACGCUAUCGGGCUUGGAGUAUGGGACGAAUGGGUCGGCCAUGGGUCCGGGGUUGGGGGACAUACCGGAGAGCUGCGUGGCGUGCGUGUUUAUGUACCUGACCCCGCCGGAGAUUUGUAACCUGGCUAGGCUGAACCGGGCCUUUCGCGGCGCGGCGUCCUCGGAUUCGGUAUGGGAAAGGAAGCUGCCCCCUAACUACCAAGAUCUGCUCGAUCUGCUGCCCCCCGAGAGGUACCAGAACUUGUCGAAGAAGGACAUCUUCGCUCUGCUUUCCCACCCCGUGCCCUUCGAUCAUGGCAAUAAGGAAGUGUGGCUGGAUAGGGUGACGGGAAGGGUUUGCAUGGCUAUAUCCGCUAGAGGCAUGGCGAUAACUGGAAUUGAGGACCGGAGAUACUGGAAUUGGGUUUCUACAGAAGAAUCUAGGUUCCAUAUUGUGGCCUAUUUGCAGCAAAUAUGGUGGUUUGAAGUCGAUGGGGUGGUCAAGUUCCCUUUUCCCGCUGGUAUCUAUACCCUGUCAUUCAGGCUUCAUCUUGGAAGGUUUAGCAAAAGGCUGGGACGACGUGUGUGUACUUUUGAGCACACGCAUGGUUGGGAUAUAAAGCCAGUACGAUUGAAUUUUUCUACUUCGGAUGGCCAGCUGGCAUCAUCUCAGUGCUGUUUAGAUGACACCGAGCAAGACAAUCAUAAGCGGGGAUGUUGGAUAGAUUACAAGGUUGGUGAAUUCAUUGUUAGUGAUUCCGAGCCUGCGACUGAAGUCAGAUUUUCCAUGAAACAGAUAGAUUGCACACAUUCUAAAGGUGGGCUUUGCGUGGAUUCUGUAUUUAUUAUUCCCACUGAUUUAAAAAAACAAAAAAGAAGAGGGGUUUAGAAGUAGCCAUAUACUCGACAGUGAGGUUGUUUAGUGCUGUCAGUGAUCCCAAGAGGACAUUAGAUGUGAUUUAAUCAUACAGCUUAUACAUCUGAAAGGCAUUUGUUGUUUUAAAGAAUGUAAUCUUUUGUAGGUUUUUGUAGUACGUAUGUGUUCUCUAACUUUUGUAUUCCAUUUUUGUCUACUAUGUAUACCUUUGCCUUGCCCAGCCAAAAGAUUAAGAAAUCCUAUGCUUAUUUC